UUCACCGAGAGCCACUGACGCGGAAGCGAGGCGAAAAAAAGGUCCUGCAGGAAUGCUGAAAGCUGUCAUCUUAAUUGGGGGCCCCCAGAAGGGUACCCGUUUUCGCCCGUUAUCCUUCGAGGUUCCCAAACCUCUGUUUCCAGUGGCCGGUGUCCCUAUGUUACAGCACCAUAUCGAAGCAUGUAGUAAGGUGCCAAAUCUCAAGGAGAUUUUGCUGAUUGGCUUCUAUCAGCCAAACGAGGCCCUCAGCCGGUUCCUUCUUACAGCCCAGCAGGAGUUUAAAGUCGCAAUAAGAUACCUGCAAGAGUUUUCAGCCCUAGGCACAGGUGGGGGGAUUUAUCAUUUCCGCGAUCAGAUCCUCUCUGGGGGGCCGCAAGCUUUCUUUGUGAUGAAUGCCGAUGUGUGCUCAGAGUUCCCGCUGCUCCAGAUGCUCGACUUCCAGAGAGCUCAUGAAGAAACGCACAGCUACAUCAUGCUGGGGACGGCGGCAAACCGGAAGCAGUCACUGAAUUACGGCUGCAUUGUCGCCAAGGCUGACACUCAGGAGGUUCUUCACUAUGUAGAGAAGCCAGGAACCUUCGUGAGCGACAUCAUUAACUGCGGGAUCUACCUCUUUUCGCCAUCGAUCUUCCAGCACAUCGCCGAGGUUUUCCAGCGGAACCAGCAAGAGCUGCAGCUCGAGGAGAACUCGAGCUGGCAGCGGACGGAGGUCAUUCGGCUGGAGCAGGACGUGUUCACGGCUUUGGCAGGACGCGGCCGGCUUUACGUGUACAAAACAGAUGGGUUCUGGAGCCAGAUUAAAUCAGCAGGGUCGGCAAUUUACGCCAGCCGCCUGUACCUAACCCAGUACCACACGACGCACCCGGAGCGGCUCGCUGUGACCAAGGACGGUGGUCCCACGAUCCUAGGAAAUGUAUAUAUUCAUCCUACAGCCAAAGUGGAUCCUUCUGCAGUGUUGGGGCCGAACGUUUCCAUAGGUAUGGGAGUAAUUAUCGGAGCCGGGGUGAGAGUAAGAGAGUCAAUCAUUCUGCAUGGAGCCAUCCUACAGGAUCACAGCUGUGUGUUAAACACCAUUGUCGGAUGGGACAGCAGCAUCGGACGCUGGGCUCGAGUGGAGGGGACUCCAAGUGACCCCAAUCCUAAUGACCCCUAUGCCAAGAUAGACAGUGAGACCUUGUUCCGAGAGGGGAAGCUGACCCCAUCUAUAACAAUUCUAGGAUGUAACGUGUCAAUACCUGCCGAGGUUGUUAUAUUAAACUCCAUCGUCCUCCCGCACAAAGAACUGAGCCGCAGUUUCAAGAAUCAGAUAAUUCUGUAGAGUGGGAACCGCUCUGUGCUUCAGGGAAAAAAAGCAAUCGCUCCGGGCCAACCGUCCACAAAUGCCACAAAUGGCAGAAAAGUACAUGGAGUUGUACAUUUGUGACACGUCCCACCUUUCAGGCACGAAGGACAGGAAUACUUGGACGAUCGAUUACUCGCAUUUAACUUAAACAUGACUAGCUGUGUGUAUAUAUAUAUAUUAACCUGAUGGGUAAUCUCGCCACUUUAAUAAAGUCAGAUGCACAAAAUAAGCCGGUCACA
This is a messenger RNA of Spea bombifrons (plains spadefoot toad), 1581 nucleotides long. RefSeq names its product GDP-mannose pyrophosphorylase A (gene GMPPA). Gene Ontology annotation, cellular component: cytoplasm. Bases 53 to 1318 code for a protein of 421 amino acids. Gene Ontology annotation, molecular function: transferase activity. NCBI's taxonomy places the organism in Eukaryota, Metazoa, Chordata, Amphibia, Anura, Pelobatidae. Gene Ontology annotation, biological process: biosynthetic process. The record is from RefSeq and is a predicted model, not a curated record. The transcript is spliced from 13 exons.